Molecule: messenger RNA, 258 nt
Organism: Clunio marinus
Lineage: Eukaryota; Metazoa; Arthropoda; Insecta; Diptera; Chironomidae
Source: the annotation of a GenBank genome assembly
AUGACAUAUUCAGCUUUAUUUAUGAAUCAAACAUUAUCACAUGGAAUCAGAGAUGUUGAACAGCAACGUUUAGUCGUUUGCAAUCUAGAACUAUUUAAUCUGUGGCGGAUUGUAAAUUUGUUGCAAACUGCAAACUUAUGUGAAAUGGUGUGUGAGUUUGUGAAAGCUUUGUUAAGAGGUCAUGCAUCAGCAUUCAUGCAGGACUCAAUUGCAAUUAAACAAGGAAAAAUCAGUCAAUUCCAAUCACAAAAAAAGUAA